This is a messenger RNA of Pterocles gutturalis (yellow-throated sandgrouse), 1048 nucleotides long. Its product is annotated as choline transporter-like protein 3. Gene Ontology annotation, molecular function: transmembrane transporter activity. Gene Ontology annotation, biological process: transmembrane transport. The annotation marks the transcript as partial. The record is from RefSeq and is a predicted model, not a curated record. The transcript is spliced from 8 exons. Gene Ontology annotation, cellular component: membrane. Lineage: Eukaryota; Metazoa; Chordata; Aves; Pterocliformes; Pteroclidae.
GGAGAUGGUGUUUGUGAACCAAGGGAGUGGAGACCAGUGGUUUACAGAAAGUGCACAGACACUCUCUGGUUGCUCCUCUUUCUUCUUUUCUGGGCUGGUUUGAUGUUUAUAAGUGGCUAUGCUGUGAUGGCUGGUGCCGCAGAAAGACUCGUGCUUGGAUAUGACAGCUUUGGGAACAUAUGUGGUAGGAAGAACACUCCUGUAAAAGGGGCACCACUUUCUGGACAGGACAUGACUAAUAAAAAGUAUGUGUUCUUUCUGAAUUCAUGCAGCCUGGAAAUGCAAAGCCUCAAAAUCAGUUCAGUUUCCUUGUGCGUGUCUAGUUGUCCACAAGAGCAACUCAACUCUUUGGAAGACCUCCAGAGUUUUGCAAGGAAUAAUGGUUCUUGUCUUUGCAUUUACAGCCUGAACGUUUCCAGUUACACACUAAAUCCAAAGGCAGCUGAGCUGUGUCCCGCACUGCCAGUUCCACCAAGUAAAUCUUUUCCAUUAUUUAAUCGAUGUGUUCCACAAAAUCCUGAAUGCUAUUCCAAAUAUGCAUCUGUCUUAAUAAAUAUGGUUAAUGAAGUGGAUGUUUUUCACCGAACUCUGAGUGGAAUAUUGGCAGGAAGAGAUACUGUGAUAGGACUGAGUGUCCUUGCACUAGCCUUCUGUUUUGUACUGGUUUUAGCCUUCAGAUUCAUUCGGACACUUUUGGUCCAUACUUUGAUUGCACUGGUUGUAUUUGGGUUGUUAUUUGUCUCAGGUGUUCUCUGGUGGCUCUAUUAUGACUACAGGAAUGAUCCCAUCACUGAAUUGGAAACACAAAAGGAAAAUGUAAAAUUUCUACUUGGAUAUGCUAUCUUCUCAACAAUAGUUACCGUUGUUCUGCUUUCCCUUAUACUUACACUAAGAAAGAGGCUUCAGUUCACUGUACAGCUCUUUCAAAUUGUUGGUAAAAUCAUUGGCAGGAUUCCUUUUCUCCUGUUCCAGCCACUCUGGACCUUUCUGAUUCUCGUUGUGUUCUGGGUAUUUUGGGUUGCUGUACUACUUAGCUUAGGAACUGCAG